This is a messenger RNA of Amphiprion ocellaris (clown anemonefish), 1980 nucleotides long. RefSeq names its product cyclic AMP-dependent transcription factor ATF-4-like. Bases 263 to 1600 code for a protein of 445 amino acids. Lineage: Eukaryota; Metazoa; Chordata; Actinopteri; Pomacentridae. Gene Ontology annotation, biological process: regulation of transcription by RNA polymerase II. The record is from RefSeq and is a predicted model, not a curated record. Gene Ontology annotation, cellular component: ATF1-ATF4 transcription factor complex; ATF4-CREB1 transcription factor complex; nucleus. Gene Ontology annotation, molecular function: RNA polymerase II transcription regulatory region sequence-specific DNA binding; DNA-binding transcription activator activity, RNA polymerase II-specific. The transcript is spliced from 3 exons.
CAUCUACCCGCUCGAGCAACAGAGAGCGAAGUUGAUACUGUCGGACACCGAUCUUUUUGCCGAAAUGGCAGUGUGAAAUUGUGCAGCGACCCAGCAGCAGCCAACGAAACAGUGCAUCCAGUCAGUGCACUGAGUCACUUCUGAUUCAGCAAAAUGUCGUCCUACAUGGAAACUCCAAACACUGCUGCAUUCGACAGCAUAAAAGAGUCUAACGCUACCCGAGCAUUGUCACACGCUCCAUUUGUGACCAAUAACAGCCACUAUGACCACAAUGAAAACCAACUCACAGUUUGGCCUGGAAGACAUGGAGGCCCUUCUCUGGGUGCCUUCCUCUCCCAUGGCUGAUGCCAUGAGCUCACAGUUUUUUCACCCUGACAAAGAACAACAACAGGACGGAAGAGGAACCUUAUUAGAGGGGGACACUUCACCAGUGUCACCCCAUCCCCUUUCACCGCUGUCUUCAUCCACCUCUCCUGCUCGAUUCUACUCUCCUCCAUCCUCACCACCAGCCAUCCUCCUCAAUGGGGACAAAGUGAGGACUGAGUCUAAUCUGUUCUCCCUUCCUUGGUUGGACCACCCUGUCCAGCUGAGAGAUAGCCAGAUGCUGUCUGAUGAUGGCCAAGAGAAUGCACUCAGUGACCUGGACUGGAUGGCUGAGAGGAUGGAUCUAAGUGAGUUUGACCUGGACUCCCUGAUUAGCUCCUGCAGUCGUGCUGAAGAGUCUCCCAGCGCUCCCGAAGCCCUUCUAGCCUCCCGUAAUUGCCCAAUAGAGCUUGACUGCCUCCCACUGCCAACUUUCUCACCUCCUCUGUUCUCAAGUCUUCCCAUCAUUCCUGCUAUCUGUUCAGAUCCUUCUGCCAGUACAGUGGGGCGCUCUGAAUCCUGUAUUGACGGACAGGAGGUCCCUUACUUGGCACCAUGUGUCCAAGAGCCACAAGAGGAGCCACAAGAGGAGCUGGAGAUAAAAUCUGAGCCUGCUUCUCCAGACUCUUCCUCCCCAGUGGUUGAUUCUCCUUCAUUCCCAGCCUUCACUUUGGACCUAGGCAGUGAAGUAGAUAUCGCAGAGAGUGAGGCAAAGCCAGUGAUAGCCUCUGUUGUCCCUCAAGUCCCAAGGUUUGUACUCUCCCUUUCACCAACUCGCAUCGUCCUUGUCCUGACUCCCAAAAAUGAAGCUAAGAUGCCAACCUCAUCAGAGGUCAUUCAUUGCUCCCCACCAGCCUCCCCACCACAAAGGUCCUCCAGAAGUAGGCCGUACUCUGUGCCCAAAUACAAAUCUAAUCCACCCCCUCUUAGUGCUACAAGUGUCGAAGUCAAGUCCUGCCAGGGAGCAGGUGGACCUGAAAGGAUUGUUUUGAAGGUGACAAGACAAGACAAGAAACAAAAGAAGAUGGAGCAGAAUAAAACAGCUGCAAUACGUUACAGGCAGAAGAAGAGAGCUGAGCAGGAUGCACUUAUUGCAGAGCAUGCACUGCUGAAGAGGACGAACAUGGAGCUUACUGAGAAGGCUGUGUCUAUGGCUAGGGAGAUUGAGUAUCUCAGAGAGUUAAUGGAGGAAGUCCGCUCAGCCAUGCUUAAAAAGGGUAUUGGUACUGACCCCUAAUGGUUGAACCUAGUAGUAACUGACAGUGUAAGAAGUGAUUUCCACCUAACAAUUGGGCUUGGUAGAUAUUAUUUCAUGAUCAUAUUGUCUAUACUGCAUGUCUUGGAUGCACAGUCUAGUAAAACUUGUGUUUGUUAGAAUGUAAUCUUUUAUGUAUCAAAGUGGUAUUGAAUAUAGCAUACUUUAUUCAUGUGGUAAAUCUCAAAUAUUUUCCAUUUGGUAUAUAAACUUCUGCCAUGUUUCUUGUAUGUUUUUUUUCCCUUGUAUCCAAACUUCAGUCAUUUGCCAGCAGGAUGGCAUUUUAAAGGUUUAAAUCUGACAUUAUAGCAUAACUGAACAAUCUGUAAUUUUGUUCUCCUAAUAAAGAGUGUUGGCACUGA